AGCACGACAGCAGCCAGGAGGACAGUGGGUGCCGUUUUGACAGCUGCAGACACGAUGGAGGCCGGCGAGUCAGUAGUCCACAGGUAGAAGAACAGAGCUGUGGACAAAAAGAAAGGCAAGAGAGAGAAGAGCAGGGCACAGGACUGAGAGGGAGGCAGGAGUAGAGAGAGAAGGAGAGAGAGAGGGAGACAUGUUACAACUGAAAAGACACUUAAGUAAGUUAAUGUCUAGAGACUGUGAGAAAGAGUAAAUAGUUUCUGUGGUACCGUAUUUCUCCUCUGCCGCCUGUCGUAGGCUGCUGUCUCAAGGAUGUCCAUCUUCUCAGAGGUCAGCACUGACGUGGGCUCUCAGACCAUCAAGUGAACAAUCGUGGGCCGGUGGCUGUGCUUCAGACUGAGAGACUCAGGAGCUCUGGAGGCGUGUAGGAUUAUUAGGACAUGGAAACCAGCGGCUCUUUGCUGAGGAUUGGAGUUGUAGGAUUUGGACAUUUAGGGAAGUACUUGGUGGAGAGGAUCCUUAAAGAUGGAGCAGCUGUGGGUUUGACUCUGGCUUUUGUCUGGAACAGAAACUCUGACAAACUCAAAGGAUUAGUCCCCGAUGAACUCAUACUUGGCGAUCUAUCGUGUUUCGCAGACAGGCCAUGUGAUGUGAUUGUAGAAGUGUGCCAUCCUCAGAUAGUGAAAGAAUUCGGACUCCACUUCCUGUCUCAGUCUCAUUUCAUGGUGGGCUCUCCCUCGGCCCUCGCUGAUCCUGAUCUGAACGCGAGGCUGCGUCAGGCGGCUCAGCAGUAUGGCAGAACACUCUACGUCCCCAGUGGUGCAUUGUGGGGAGGCCAGGACAUCCAGAGGCUGAGUGACAGUGGAGCCUUGAAGGCGUUGUUUAUAAGAAUGUCCAAGCAUCCGUCCUGCUUCCGGCUGACAGGGGACGUCCUCUCUGAUUGGACGGAGGGAGAGGGCAGGCGGGUUUUGUUCAGUGGCUCAGUGGCAGACCUGUGCCCACUGGCUCCUAACAAUGUGAACACCAUGGCGGCAGCAGCGGUGGCAGCAGCAUCACUGGGCUUCACAGGGGUUCAGGGAGAGAUUGUGUCUGACACAGCGUUGAGUGACUACCACGUGGUGGAGGUGGAGGUGACGGGGCCAAAUGGCUUCUCAGUGCACACAGUGAGGAGAAAUCCAGCCAGACUCGGGGCUGUCACUGGCAGCGCAACAUACAACUCAUUCUGGAGCAGUUUACUUGCUUGCAAAGGUCACGGGGGCCGAGUUUACUUGUGCUGAAGCAGAGGACGACUCCGGUUGAUCGUCAGCAGCAGGAGGAUCCACUGGGAAACCUGUGAUAGUGAAUCACUGGAUCAAUACGUUACUAAAGAACUUGAUAUUUUGUGUUCCAAUAAACUGUUAGCACACAAAGACAGAGCCAGUUAUCAUAUGUAAAACACCAACAGGUAUAUACAGAGCACACACACAUAUAUAUAUUCAAACUUUAUUAGAAGUUCAUCUGGUGCAUGUUGUGAAUGAUAAAACUGUUACAGGAAGUGCGGGUGUAUAUGCUGGUAAAACUAUUUUCCUUCUUCCUUAACAAACAGUGAAUACGUACUCAAGCUCCUCCAGUCGUCUCAUGUCCCUCACAUGAGAAACAUGGCUGCCACCACAGGACACAGUUUUACUCUUCUCUUUUCCUUUCACAAAUAAAUACGUUCGGAAACAGGCAAACCCAGGAGUAUCCACCCCCCACAAAAAGCACACACACACACACAGACAUACACAGGAGUGUGAGGUCGGUCAUCGAUGAUCGUCACUGAAAGGCUGUGAUAAAAUAAGGCACGGAAACAAAAUGAAAACACACAGACACACACAACACUAUUCGUACAAUGUUGCGUUUGUGUGCUUUUUCCAUUAUGUUUCCAUUCUGGGAGGUCUUGUGGUAAACAAGGCAUUACAAAGACAGAACAAUA
Pleuronectes platessa (European plaice) is the source of this 1951-nucleotide messenger RNA. RefSeq names its product aspartate dehydrogenase domain containing (gene aspdh). NCBI's taxonomy places the organism in Eukaryota, Metazoa, Chordata, Actinopteri, Pleuronectiformes, Pleuronectidae. Gene Ontology annotation, biological process: NAD+ biosynthetic process. The transcript is spliced from 9 exons. Gene Ontology annotation, molecular function: NADP binding; L-aspartate dehydrogenase [NAD(P)+] activity. The record is from RefSeq and is a predicted model, not a curated record. The coding region runs from base 438 to 1274 and encodes 278 amino acids.